ACUGAGUGUCAAAUUUACUCAGUCUUUAUUUUUGGAAAUGGAAAAUUAUUGGGAUGUUUUGAAUCUGCGAAACAUUGAAAUCGAUAUGUCGGAAUAUGAUAAGAUUUUUCGCAGAGGCUAUUUUCUUGAUAACAACGAGUUACCAAUCGAUGAAGAAUUGGUUCCUGAUAUAUUAACCAUGAUGUUAACAUUUAACACAGAACGUGAUAAAUCUAAAGACAUUUCUAUCGACGAACCUUUUGAACCUAUGAGCAAUGUAAACAUAUGCGAUAAUCUUUCUGAAAUUGUCGUUGGAGCAAUUGAUACCUGGGAUGGGAUGAAAUUAUGUCCGGGUAGAAAUCUAGCGAUGGCUGAAUUAAAAACAAACAUUCAAAUCAUUGUGAAGAAACCUUACUAG
Molecule: messenger RNA, 397 nt
Organism: Funneliformis geosporum
Lineage: Eukaryota; Fungi; Glomeromycota; Glomeromycetes; Glomerales; Glomeraceae
Source: the annotation of a GenBank genome assembly